Molecule: messenger RNA, 1645 nt
Organism: Bolinopsis microptera
Lineage: Eukaryota; Metazoa; Ctenophora; Tentaculata; Lobata; Bolinopsidae
Product: nucleotide exchange factor SIL1-like
Exons: 8
Coding region: 6-1031 (341 amino acids)
Source: RefSeq, a predicted model, not a curated record
AAGCUAUGAAUUUAAAACUGUUGACUACGAUUUUAUUCCUCUGGACAUGGGUAUCAGUGACACCUCUUCUUGAUGAAUCAGACGAUGUUAUCGAGAAAUUUGUUGCAACGAGUGAAUGGGCAGAUAUCAAAGAAGGUCAGUCAAUUGGCAAAGGGCUACACGUGAGAAUGAACUUGGAAACUGGUAGAAAAGAAGCCAAAAAGUUAUCGAAGGAGGAUUCUGAAUCAUCAGGGGUCGGAGAAAACAGACUGGCAAUUAAAGAUGCCAGCAUAGUAGAUCUUGGGAUAGUUGACGAUAGUUUAGAUGUCGAAAAAUUAGAAGAAGGUUUGAAACGGGCUGCAAACUCGGAUGAUUCGUCCGAAACCUUAUCUGGAAGAUUCAGAACAAUUGAGGAGCUCAAGAAAGAGAUGCCUAACUUGAAGAUGCAGACGGAAGGAGAGGUAUUAAAAGAUAAGAUGUCAGUGUUGAGUUCAACAAGUGACACGGACAUUCCCUCUCUUAUUAUUGUGUUGGAGGAACUAGAAGAUUUGGCUCACAAGUAUGAUAACGGCCAGCUGUUAGUGACACAAGGAUGGAUGAAGCGAGUAGGGGAACUGCUGUUCCACCCUAGUGAGGAAGUUUAUAAAGCUGUUCUCAGAGUCAUCUCAUCCGCUACUCAGAGUAACCCGCCCGUUCAAGUUCACUGCAUUCAAGCUGGUUACCUGGGGACCCUAAUAUCCAGGCUCCUCUCUCAAUCUGAGAAGCUCGCUAAAUCCACCAUCUUCGCAAUCAGCUCCAUGGUUAGGAACAUGCCAGCUGCACUGGACGCUUUUAAAAGUUUACACGGUUACAAUACACUGUCCACCAAGCUGGCGGUAUCCACGCUGGGUCCACUCCAGAGAGCCAUCCUGACCUUCUACAACGAUAUUCUGGAGCAGGACGUGCAGUUGAAGUCAGAUGCGGUUAUUACUCAACUGAAGCCCCGGGGGAAGGUAUUGGUAAAAAAGUAUCAGAGAUAUUGUCCGACAGUAAUAGCAGUCUGGAUGUCGUAGAGGAGACCAUUUACUUCUACUCCCGGACGCAACAGUUGUGCUCGGAGGAAAUUACAUCACCGGUCACCGAAAGAUUGAAAACAGUUGCUGAUUUUGUUUGAUAACGAGAAGAAUGAAGAACUAAGCCUAAAGAUAAGAGAAAUUCUUUCGUAAUAUUCAGUGCACUCGAGACUAGCAGCAGACUAUGGAAACUAAUUCAAUUUAGUUCAAGAUUCUGUUUUAAUCGUUAAUUAUACUUUAAUUAAGAAUACUUGUUCGAAUAGUACUAGACGUAAUAUAUAACACUUCAAAGUGAUCCAGUAGAUUACAAUUAUAGAAAGAAUUUGCGCUUUGCUCAACUUAAAGUUAACUAAGUUUAAUUAAGAAGUAAAAUUCAGUUUGUGUUACUUCGAAAUAUUGAUAAAAAUAAAUUAUAUUUAUUUAACACACAUUUCAUUAUUGAUAAAUCCGAGUUUGAUGUUUGAAUAAUGGUUUUCUUUCAGGGUAUUUAUUUUUAAUGAAUUUCUUUUUCAUUAUGGUGAUUGUGUCGUUGAAGUGUAUGUGAGUGUCCUGUUUAAUGAAAUAUGAUGAACAAUUCAACAGUAAAUAAUGUUUAACUUACAUUUACAACUACU